AUGCAACUUCGUUUUGAUGGCUGCUUUGGUUUUCCUGGUGGAUUUGUUGAUGAAGGGGAAGAUUUGGAGACAGCAAUAAACAGAGAGGUUGUUGAAGAGCUUGGGAAAACUGUAGAACCAGUGAACAUUGAAAAAGACAACUAUGUUAUUUCUCAUUUAUACGAGGAAAAUGUUCCUGAAUUGAACUUGACAAAGAAACUUUGCCUGCACUUCUUUGCAAAGAAGGUUCCCCUGGCACAGUUCCUUGAACUUGAAAAAAGGAACCCCGAUGCCCCCGACCUUGGAUAUGAGGUAAGACUGCCAUUAGUAGUCAAGUACAUGUAGUUUCAGCCAUGGGUGAGGAGAUGGUUGGGGGUGGGGUACUCUCCCAAUAGUUGGGUAAAAGUUAGCCAUUGAAGGUUUGAAACCCUGACCCUGUUUGAGACAAACAAAUACUAAAAUGCAUACCCUGUUAAGGACAACAUCCUCAAUUUUAUUAACCUGUUCAGGACAAAGGACAAAAUGCACACCGUCUUGUUUUAAGUCAUUUAUUGGCAAAUACAAUUGCUUUUGUAUACUUGGAGCACAAACAAAUUUCAUCAAGCAAAUCAAAUCAAUCAUGUAGGCAAUACCCUGUCCAUAAUUAAGAACAAAAUAAUAAACGCUGUUUAGGACAGAGAGGAGAAAAACCAUACCCUGUCCAGUGACACAUCCCCGUAUAGGCCAUAUGCAGCUGUAAGGAUGUACCAUCUACCCCAGGGAGAUGGUUUGUUACUGUCAUAAUUAAGUCAUCUAAUAAUAAUGGAUAAUAAAAAAAUACAGAGGCUUGUGGUCCAGGGCGGAGGUUACUUGGGUUAAUUUUUGCUUGGCAUGUGCCACUGGUCUUGCAGAAUCCCUACCCCUACCCCUACCCCAUUAUAGCCUACACUUUAUUCUGUGGCCAAAUGUAGACCCCAUCUUAGUCACUUCUGGGAAAAUGUAAUUUUCGCGAUCCCAACUUAGUAAUUUUCAGCUCAUGCAUCUACUUUAUAAAGCCUUUUAACUAGGUCAUCCUGAGAUAAAUUGACACAUUCGUUAAACUUAAUGACCUACCUGAAUUUUCUGAGGCUCCAUUAUUGCCAAUCCAGCCGUGAAAAUGCACCCCCAUCCAGCAGCACAUCCCCAUUAGCCUAUUACUAGGAAGUAUCCCACCGGGUUGUGAUCCCAAUAUUGUCUCAAUAUUAUCUCAAUUUUUUUUGGUUGAGAGCUGUUGUUGAGAUCGUUUGUGGGAUGUUGUGGAGAGUUUAUACCCGUUUGAAUCUCUUCUCCUCAACGUUACGACAUUUGUUUGCUGUAAAGUGAUUACUUAAUGCCUUUUCGUAUGCACAAAAUGCUCCUGUAGAGUAAUGAAGAACUUAUCAUAGAAAUUUCAACAGGGAGCACUUAACAUUAUAACUUGAAAAAACUGGGUUUCAGCCCAUGUUCAUCCUUGCCACCCGUUUACAAACAGUUUUUAUGCCUAACUCUAUAGCCUUAAAUAACAUAACUGGACGAUUAUUGGAAUUCCAUUGAUGCGAAGAUACUCUUUAGCUUUGUAAAAACUGAGAGAGCAAAUAGCGUGACAUACAUGGAGCCUAUUUAAUCUUCCUAAUGCGUGGGCUUCACUUGACUCUUUCUAGGUCCUUGGUGUUAUUCGGUGUCCACUCUAUAUCAUGCGCGACAAAAAGGGUGGCUUUCCGUCAUUUUUAAGAAACAAGUUCGUGGGAAAUUCCAGAGAGCAGUUGCUUAUCGGAUUAGAGCACGCGAACGUGUUAACCCAACAGGAAAUCAGGGAGGCCGUCCAUUUGUCACAAUUAAUUCCAGAGAUCACGCCUAAACUCUGA
Molecule: messenger RNA, 1841 nt
Organism: Porites evermanni
Lineage: Eukaryota; Metazoa; Cnidaria; Anthozoa; Scleractinia; Poritidae
Source: the annotation of a GenBank genome assembly